Tetranychus urticae (two-spotted spider mite) is the source of this 5328-nucleotide messenger RNA. RefSeq lists its product as uncharacterized. Gene Ontology annotation, biological process: zinc ion transmembrane transport. Gene Ontology annotation, molecular function: zinc ion transmembrane transporter activity. The record is from RefSeq and is a predicted model, not a curated record. Gene Ontology annotation, cellular component: plasma membrane. Lineage: Eukaryota; Metazoa; Arthropoda; Arachnida; Trombidiformes; Tetranychidae.
AUGGGAAUCACUGUGGAAAUAGCUUGUAGACGAGAUUAUUCAUUUGAUUAAACAGCCUUUUUUAAGUGUUUAUUACCUAGAGAUUGUGAUUUUCAACUAGUAACGGAUUUUUUCACUUGUGUAAAAAUAGAAGGUAAAAUUUUGCCGUGACUUUAAAACAUUGGAUACCGGAGCGUCAAUUUGAUUCAACCUUGUAUGGAAACAGAGUGAUCGACUUGAACAAGCUGAACAUGAUGAUGACAAAUAAAACUGAUGACGGCUGAUGAGAUGAUAUUGAACGUUGUUACAAAAAAUAUUAGUUGAUGGAAACUGAUGAUGAUCAAAGAACCUUAAUAAUCCAAGGACAAAUCAAUGUUUAACCAUUACAGUUGAUUCUAUUUUCUGGUUAAUAGUGUGACCAUAAAUGAACUGGACCGAUUCAAUCCUGGUUAUGUGUAUUCCUACACAUUAAGUUAUGGAUUUUGAUAUGUUACUUGGAAUAUUCCCUGAGAUUGGUUACACCUUGUCACUGAGUCUAAUUCAAUUAUGGUUAAAUAGUCAGGAGAAAUAAAGAAUGUAUUGAUAAUCAAGAAAGUGGAGAGCAAGAAACAUGUGAAAGGGUGACAUAAAAAGCUAAUGAAAACCCUCACAACCAGUCAAUCUAACCUGUUUUCGGACUUGCAGAUGACCCUUUAAAGCUUACCUUCACCCUGAGUAUCUGUUUCACUAUUGAUCUUUCAUGUUUACAAUCUAAUGCUGUGUAACAAGGAUCAACCCUGGAUUGUAACCAACAUCUAAAUUAACAUGAAAACAACCUUAAAUAUCUAAUUAACCUGCCAAUAGAGCUCACACUUUCUGGAGAUGCCUUUUAUGCUGCCUUCGCUAUUUGAAACCUACAAAAAUUGAUGCUCUAAAUUGAUGAUUUAUACUUGAUUUUUACUUGUAAAUCAGCUGCAAACUCAAAGCGAGCUUUUAACGUUUCAUUUCCAAUUCUUUUAUUUUCCACUCAGUUUCCAUCGUUUGAUUGUGCCUUACUGUUUAUGAAAAAUAAUGUCUAACCAAUUCGACUCUCACCAGUAUUGAUAUUGAAAUACCUUUAAUUAACCAAAGCAACAUCAAGCCCUAAAGACAAUUCAACUCCAGUUGACACCUACAACACCAGCAGAACCUGCAACAUCAACAACAUCAACAACAUCAACAGGAACAGCAGCAGGAUCAACUUCACCAUUGCCAUUACCAAUAUCAUCAUAAUCAUUCUGUUUAUCUUUCUCAUGGUUGGCUCCUUCUUUUCUCUCUCCGUUUACCUUCUAUUCCUCUUUCUUCACCAUUGAUGAUUUUCCCUCUCUCACUUGUUCAUCUUGUUCUUCACGUUCACUGUUUCCUCUCUACUUUUCAAUUGAACCAACAAAUUUGUUAUGACAACUUAAAUUAUCCAGUUUCGCAGUCUUGAUUUUUCAACAUCUUCAUAUCACAUCACUGAAAUCUAACCAAUUCAACGCUGCUCAAUUCUUGUUGUUUUCACUUGCUGAUCAACUUUCACUAUUGCUUUUUUUCUUGUUAACUCUUGCUGUUCAGAAUAUCGCCUUUGGCAAGUAAAACUUUUCAACUUAGCUGGUAAUUAUGGUGAUAGAAUACAUUCCCAUCAUUUCUUAAUCUGCUACAACUUAUACCUCAAUCCGCUGGCUUUUCUUUGUGUGACAGUUUCAAGUUGUAAAAAUUUGUUUGUUUUUGAAAAGUUCGAACAGAUGAAUGGAAAAUGAUUCCUUGACUUAUUGCCUUGAUCAUCGAUAACCUCAUCCAAAUCAAGCCUGUCUCUUGAAAAAUGCCCUUAAACGGAAUAACAUCGUGAUUAUUUUCAACUGUAUAUUGUUUCUUGUUGACUGUUUUUAAUUUAUAUCUGUUUUCGCUUCACAAAUCAAUCCAGUCUUUGUUAAAAAGACAGAAAGUUUGGAUUUUUCAUUCCCUUUCCACAGACAAAACACGCUUUUUGUAAAAGUGACAAGUUAAUUGUGCUGCUACAUUGUUUUUUACUGGGAAAUACCUAAACCAUUUUAAGUUAUCGACAAAGAUCUAAUAUAAAAAUACAAAAUGACAUUGUUAGCAACUCGUAUCAUUGCUUUGAUUGUACUAUUUAGUAUAACCUUGUUAAUGGGAAUCGGUCCAGUUAUUUUAUUCCGAUUCUGGAAUCGUAAAAAACAAUCAACAACUCUUGAAGUCAGUGGACGAAAGAGGUCUUCAUCCAAAGGAAAUAUCCAGCAAUCAACAGCCAGUGCAAUCACACUUCAACUGCUAAUGUUUUUUGGCGGUGGAGUUUUACUUGCCACUUGUUUUGUGCAUCUAAUACCUGAAGUUAGAGAAAAUUUUGACCAUUUUUUCCAUUCCAAAGAAGGACAAGCAUCGUUUUUAGGUCCUAAAGCUUCAGCUCACCAUGAUCACUCCCAUGGAAGUGAACAUGACUCUCCAAGUGAACAUGAAUUUGACCCAGAACAUCACGAACAUGGUCAUGAUCAUGACCACGGAAAUGAGACAAAUGAAACCAUUGGAAUAAAUAAUGGAAGCUCGUCAUCGUAUGAUGAAAUAGAUUCAGCAGCUUCAUUAAAAGCGUCUACUGGUCACAAUCACAAGCAUAAAGUUCCAUAUGUUGAACUGGCCAUUUGUGGAGGCUUUUUCCUCAUAUAUUUCCUUGAAGAGUUUAUCCAUCUUAUAAUUGGAUCCAACCACCAUGAAAAGGAUGAUGGAGGAUCCAUUGACACAAGUUCAACCACAGUUAUUGACAAACCUGGGUCAAAUGGAACCGUUCAAAUGGCAUUUGAUUGUGAACCAAUACCUAAAGGUAGCCCACCUCAUCUUGUUUCUUGUGUAAAAAUUCCAUCUGCAUCUCCUCACUAUGGUACAAUUGGCUACGACAAUCACGGAAUCGAUUUGAAAGAAGACUCUAUGUACACAGGAUUCCGGCCAACUCCUAUUGAAGCAUUUAGUGAUGUUCGAGGAGACAUAAGUCCAACCUCGAGUUCUUUUGAUAUGCUGAAUAAAGCAAGUUCAUCAUCAUCAACUACAUCUUCAUCCAAUCUUGUACCUUUAUCAGUUCGCUUCCUCAGAGGAUUCGUUACCAUAGUGGCCUUUUCCGCUCAUUCAGUUUUCGAUGGUGUAGCUAUUGGUUUACAAAAAACAACCUCUCAGCUUUGGACAAUUUUCUUUGCUAUUUCAAUGCACAAAUUGGUUGUUGCCUUUGCCAUUGGACUGGAACUUUAUGAACAAACGUCGAGUCUUGCUUUAACCUGGAUCCACAUGAUUCUGUUUUCAAUAAUGUCACCCAUCGGUAUACUUAUUGUCAUCCUUACAGAAAGUGAAUUUUCAAGUCAAGAUAGUCCUGUAAUUAUUUUGUUAAGUGCCGUAGCAACUGGAACAAUACUUUACAUUGUUUUCUUUGAGAUUUUGCAAAGAGAUAGAUGUACAAAAAUUCCUGGUAUGAUCCAGUUAUUCAUCAUGGUCAUUGGCUUUGCCUGUAUGAGUUGCUUGACUCUGUUCAUCGAUCAUUAAAACAUCAUGAUGAUCAUUUUUUAACCAUCAUGAUGAUGCUGUUGUAUUUCUCUUCAAAUUUCUCUUUGCCUCUUCCUGUUCCUCCUUCUUUUCCGCAUUAUCCUUUAUCUUGAGUUUUAUUCUUUAUCAUGAUCACCAUCAUCAUCCCUAUCUUGUUUCCCUUCAUUCAACGACAUUCAACUCUAAAAGUAUACACAAUACGCCAAAGGGAUAUUUCUCUGAAACAAACUGGAUUCUUUAAUACUUGCUUUGCUCACCAUGAGAAACCAGGAUUUUGACCUAACCAAUGAGCUAAACGGGCCUCUACAAGUCUAACAGUAUUUUCAUCAUUUUAAUCAACAUCAACCAUCCUACGUAGGGAAAACAGCAUUCAUCUUUAGUGCUUCUUUUUCUUUCUUUAUUCUUCUGACCAAUUCUAAAUAUUAUCAAUGAUUUUUUCAUGACUGGACUCCGUUAACGUCAUCUAUUAUUAUUUCUUGAGUCCGGUUCAAUAAUCUGGUGGAGAGGACGACAAAUCAUUAAAAAGGAAGGACUGUAAGAUGAAAAAAGGCAAGAAAGUUGAAUAUGAGUUCUUUAAAAGAAACCUGUUGACUGAUUUGCUGGUGUUGGUGACUUUGACCGAGAGAGGACGAAACUCCGAAAAACUGAACUCUUAUUCACCUCCAGUUGAUGGCCAAAAUUAGUUUAAAUAUAUUAUUUAAUAAUAUUUUGCCAUACUUUUAAUCUUUCUGCGAGAUGGUUAAAGUGAUUUCAAUCAUGAUUUCACUAAAAAUUAAUGAGAAAAGAGAAAGUUUCCUGCAAAAGAGGGACCACGAAGCAAACUGUUUGAAGGAAGAAACUAAGAGGGAGAUUAAGAAGAUGAAGAAGAGAUGAAAAUGGUUCAUACUGUCACCAGGUAUGAAAUCGUAAUUGAGAUGCUUUUCAUUGAAGCAUGUAUCAUUUUUGCGUCUUUUCCCUUCUUUCCUCUCUCUUCUUCUUUUCUCUCCCAAUCUUAUCUCCUCGUUUGUUUUUUUAUUAUGAGUUAUUUUCGCACACAAUUAUUUAAAUGACUUUCUUUCAAAAUUGAGUGAACCAUAUCUUAGUCUUUCGCUUAACCGUGCAUAUACUGUAAGAAAUAUGAUUAAGGGAAGUUAAUGUCCACCUUUUGAUACUAUCAUGACAAUCAUAUUUUCGUAUUCCAUGAGCAAUUUUAAAUCAAUUGAACCCAAUGUUAUAUAUUUUUAGGUAUUUUGAUUGUCGAGCAAUUAUUUUAAGUCUCAUAAUAUUCAGACAAAUUGAUGGUUAGCCAAGUCGAUCACUGAUUAUGUAUAUAAAUAUUUCUAUCUAAUGAUGAUUUGGCCGAAAAUUUAAUGAGCCAACCUCCAAUGGAAAGGAUUGCACUUUUAAAGAAAUGAACGCAAUUUUUGGAUUAUCACCACAAUCAUCAUAACCAUCAUCAUGUUCAUGUUCAUCCAACUUAAUUUAAUUUUAACCUUUUUGAUUAACCGCACAACAAAUCAAAAAGUUAAUGUAUUUUUACUUAAUUGUUUAGUUUUUCUUCACCUUUUACAUUUUUACCUAUUAGACCGAGAAAACUAGCAUUAAUUGAGUAUAAAAAUACAACUUUUACCAUGAAGCAUAUUUUUAUCUCUCAUUCGAGCUUAAAUUAAAAUCAAUUUGGCGCUGAAAUCUUUUAUCAGAUACUUCAAAAGGAAUCCAAACGUAUCUGAUAUCAAAGUAUUUUGAAAAUUUUUCCAUCAAAAGCCAUUUUAAUUACCAAAUGAUCAAACUCUUAAUUGUAAUGACCAAAUAAAUUAUUUACUUUUAAAA